UCUCAAUCUCCUUUCUCAUCCAUAAUCUUUGAUCCCCUCUCCAAUGGCCACAAUUCUCGACUCACUUCUGCCUCCGCUUCAACUCACAUCACCAACUCGUCCCGCUCUCAACUCGAGUUGGCUCGGUUGCUCACUGCCCAUCUCCACCGACUCCACUCGCUGCCCUUCCAUUUCUUCCAAAACCCAACCGCUAAUUCUAUACAAUCAAAUCAAAGCCUUUGCAGUUCCAAGAAGAACCACAAUGGCUUUAAUCUUCUCAACCUGUAUAUUACCCGAACUCGGUAUCCAUAACUCAGCCAUGGCCGAGUCCGAGUCGCCGCCGUCAAUUGGGUUCAGAGAACACAUUGAUUUCUUCGAUGGGUACUCGUUCAACUAUCCAAAGAAUUGGAUUCAAGUUAAGGGGGCAGGAGCCGAUAUAUUCUUUAGAGACCCUUAUGUUCUUGAUGAGAAUUUGUCACUGGAAUUGUCAUCUCCGUCGUCUUCUAAUUACAAAAGUGUUCGAGAUUUGGGUCCGCCGGAAGAGGCGGGUAAGAAGGUGCUGAAGCAGUAUUUAACUGAGUUCAUGUCGACUAGACUCGGAGUGAGGCGUGAAUCGGAGAUAUUGUCUACUUCUUCUAGAGAGGCCGAUGAUGGGAAGCUUUAUUAUCAAGUUGAGGUGAACAUAAAGUCAUAUGCAAACAACAAUGAGAUGGCUGUGAUGCCUCAAGAUAGAGUUGUUAGAUUGGAAUGGAAUAGACGAUAUUUGUCGGUUCUUGGAGUCGAAAACAACAGACUCUAUGAACUCAGACUCCAAACACCAGAGAAUGUUUUUCUUGAAGAGGAAAGUGAUCUUCGCAAAGUUAUGGAGUCCUUCAGAGUUAACAAAGUGUAAUUGAUUCAUUAUUUCCACAUUUUGUAAAGUAGGCUUAUGCGUUUCUUGAGUAUUUACUCUUUAGCUCUCUCAGUUUACAAUUGUUUCCAUAUUUGAUAGCCUUAAUCAGAAUAUGUUUGUUGAUUUGCUUUACAA
Mercurialis annua (annual mercury) is the source of this 1006-nucleotide messenger RNA. Its product is annotated as psbP domain-containing protein 1, chloroplastic. Gene Ontology annotation, molecular function: calcium ion binding. Gene Ontology annotation, cellular component: photosystem II; photosystem II oxygen evolving complex; extrinsic component of membrane. The record is from RefSeq and is a predicted model, not a curated record. Bases 44 to 871 code for a protein of 275 amino acids. The transcript is spliced from 2 exons. Lineage: Eukaryota; Viridiplantae; Streptophyta; Magnoliopsida; Malpighiales; Euphorbiaceae. Gene Ontology annotation, biological process: photosynthesis.